CACAUUGAUCCACUUUGGUUGUCCUCGGCAAAUGUAAGCGAGCGGGAGAUGGAUGCUGGCUCGACCACAGGCGACAGCACGGAUGCGAUAGUGAUGGAUGAUUCUUCUACAGAAGAAAGGGACACCCAAGAGGCUUAUCACAGCGGGAUCCCGGUGCUGUCGCUGUGCCCUCCCGACAGCGUGUAUCCGGAACAGACCGAUCUGAAUGCCAUCCAAGCCGAUCGGGAGCUUUGUGACAGCUACAGCAGCCUCGAUGGACCCUCUUCAUCCUGCCAGCUUUAUCACCAAGUUCCUCAGGGUCAAGUUGAGCUCAGUAAAUGCCCCCACUGCAGCCCAUACGAUGCACUCGAGGCAAGCGCGUGUUGCGAGUCAAACAGCACCAGCGGCGCUCACACAGGAGCAAGUGGGGCGGUGCGAGUGGGCCACAGCUGUAGUUCAACCCAUCAACGUUCUCACCAGAACGUUGCGAUGGACUGCCAUUGGCUGCAUGGAUCCAGUGAAGGUGGCGCACAGAGACCGACGCAGCAGCACGUGGUAACACUUGGGGACGGAGGACUUGACUGCUUUGUGAGAAAUUAUUCCCAGAUGCUGGUGAACUACCCGUUCGAGGUUCUCCUGGGAUGUGCGUUGCUGCUACUCGGAUGCUCUCUGGCCGGCCUCCUCAUUGGACCGCUGCCAGACUUCUCCGAGCCUCUGCUGGGCUUUGAGCCACGAGGAACAAACAUCGCAGUUCGCCAAUCCAGCUUGUCCAAGCUGCAGGAGAACACUGGCCCGGGGAAACCAUUGUCUCUUUUGCCACAGCAGCUCAGCAAAAGCCGUGGAGAUGUCGUCCACAACACUACUGGAUUUCGAUUCAAGAGGAUGCUAGCCAGAGACUCGAGUUCAGAGUCAUUCCUCUGCGACGCACCUGGCGAGCAUUUGGCGCAACUCGUGUUCCGCUCAGAAAGCUCAGCCAGUCUCUGGAGCCUGAAGGCCAUCCAUGCCAUGUGUGAGAUGGAGCAAUCCCGGAUACGCUCCAAGGCUCCGUUCCAGGAUGUGUGCCAGCAACAUAUGAGAGGCGAGGCUGAGAUGGCAUCAAGAAGCGGCUGCUGUCCCAGCUGGUCCCUGGGAAAUUACUUAGCCGCCCUCACGAACGCCUCCUUCUGCCUUGACCUCACCGCACAACAGGUCUCGGAGGCGCUUCACCUCCUCCGCAAGUGUGCGCCGUACUACCAUGAUGGACAUCUAGCGGAGGUCUGUUUUCAGAGACCCAAACGUGGCAGCUGCUCUUCUGUCCCGUCACGCUGCAAACAGUCCCGCAUAGUGUUCCAAAUCUUGCACUUCCUGGUUGAUAAAGAUUUCCUUGGACCGCAGACGGCCCAGUAUCAGAUUCCCACCCUCAAAUACAGUCUUCUCUUUCUACCGGUGGAAAAGGGGGAACGCAUGUUGGAGAUCUACAUGAGGAGUCUAAAGGGAAGAGAUCUGACGUAUAAGAACACGACGAUCACCGGCAUGGACCUCGGAAUCAAGCAAACACUGUUCAAGUAUUAUCUCGCAAGAGACUCGGUGUUCCCCAUUCUCGCAAUCAUUUCCCUUCUGAUCACAAUGGCUCUCUAUCUUCACUCUCUCUUCAUGGUGGCAUUAUCUGCGGUAGCAAUCAGCGGGUCCCUCCUCACUUCCUAUUUCCUCUAUAAAGUAGCAUUUCGCCUGACUUUCUUCCCACUCGUUAACCUCUCGGCGGCGCUUAUUCUCCUGGGAAGCUGCUCCAAUCAUGUUUUUAUCUUUGCAGACUUCUGGAAUAUGCAGCUGUCCCAGAAGCCCUCGGCGGCCUUGGAGAAGAGAGUACACAGGGUUUUGCAGGAAAUGGGCUAUUUGAUAUUAGCUUCGGGGUUGACUUCCAGCGCAGCAUUUUGCUCCGGUUAUCUCAGCAGCAUCACGGCUAUCAGAUGCUUUGCGGUUUAUCUUGGAACCGCCUCGUUUAUUAGUUCCCUCUUGGCACUCGUGUGGCUGCCGUGCUCUUUUAUCUUGCGUGAACGUUACACGGAAGCAUCCGCUCGACCGCCGGGGUGGAAGCGCUGUUGUGUCAAAAAGCCAGGAGGCUUCUGGGAUGCGGGCUCACGCAAGCGGUUCCUUUUCACAUGUGGGCAGAAGCUGAGAGCACUAAAACGAGGUCUCGCUGACACGUCCAAUUUAGUGUUCCUCAAAAUCCUGCCUUGCGGAGUGGUCAAAUUCCGAUACAUCUGGGUGUGCUGGUUCGCUGUGCUGGCUGCGGGUGGCACUUACAUGUCCUGCUUUGAUCCAGGAAUGAAGCUGCCGACACUCGACAGCACAAUCACGCAGCUCUUCCGUUCCAGUCACCCAUUUGAGCGAUACGAUGCGGAAUAUCGUCACAUGUUUAUGUUUGACCGACAGAUGAACGGGGAAGAUCGGCCCGUGACAGUGACGCUCGUUUGGGGCAUCAAAGCCACCGAUAACGGCAAUCACUUCAACCCAAAAAGUAACGGCUCUUUGGUGCUCGAUCCUGACUUUACAAUGAGUCGAUCUCACGCUCAGGUUUGGUUGAGGGACCUGUGCGGACAUGUGCAAAACCAAAGUUUUUACUCUGCGCCUUCCCCUGGGGACAAAGAAGCCAUGACAGAUAAUAUCUGUUUUGUGGAGCAGCUCUUGCAUUGGGUCUCUCUCAGAAGGUGCGCGGGGAGUGACGUCACGCUCCAUAUUUGCUGUAACAAUGUCACGUUCCCUUUCCCUCCUCGUGUUUUUGAGAAGUGCCUGAGCAUGAUGUUGGCGGAGAGGCACGCCGAGGGCCAUUUGACACAUGGCGGCGGGGUGUACUUCCAGCCAGAUGGUCGGAUUGCCGCCCUCGUGGUGGCAUUCAAAACCACAUACCGCUACAGCUUCAACUUCAGCCAAACAAAAGUUUUCUACAGAGAAACCCUGGCGUGGUUUAACAAAGAACUAUCGGGGGCGCCGGCAGGGUUGGAAAACGGCUGGUUCAUCAGUCAGCUGUCUCUCUUUGACCUACAACAAGCACUGAGCUCGGAGAUGUUGCUGGUAGCUGGCACUUCGGUGUCUCUUACGUUUGUUUUGCUGCUCUUAACCACCUGCAAUGUUCCCUUAAGCCUGUUUGGCACGGUGGCAGUAGGUGGCAGCGUGUUCGUUACUGUCGGACUCCUGGUUCUCCUGGAGUGGCAACUGAGUGGCAUCGAGGCUCUCCUCAUCUCAUCCGCAGCCGGGUUAUCUGUUGACUUUGUGGCCAACUAUUGUAUGUCCUAUUGUUUUGCACCGCACUCGGACAAAAUCGGGAAAGUAGCGCAUUCGACUAAAAGGAUGGGCUGUCCUGUAGCAAUAGUUUCUGGCGCAUUUUUCUGUACCGGGAUCAUCAUGCUGCCUUCGACAGUCUUGCUCUUCAGGAAAUUGGGAAUUUUCUUGUUUUUGGUGAAAUGCGUAGCAUGUGGAUUUGCAACCUUCUUUUUCCAGUCACUGUGCUGCUUUUUUGGCCCUCAGAAAGGACGUGGGAGAAAUCCAGUCCCGUGUUUGUCGGACCCGUCUGGGGGAAUGUUGUCAUAUUGUUCAGGAGCAGAACCGGGCCACGUGUCUACUCACGGGGCCUUAGGAGGAGCAAGCGCAAAGCAAACUUGUGACAAAGACACGGGUUGUUACCUCUACCCAAACCAACAGAGCCUGAAACAGACGGGAACAGGAGGUGGGGUCAGGGGGCCAGAGCAAUACGAGCUGCAGCCUUUGGCCUAUCGACUGAGUGACAGCUUUGAGAACAGCACUUGCACAAGUAAGCUGUCCAAUAGGCCGUCCGUGCUCUCUGAUGAGAUUGAGUAUUGUGGCAGGGAUGCAUCCUUGGAUGGGGAAAGUGGGGACGUGUGUCGUCGCCAAGCGCCUCCAGCUCUGCAGACUUCAUCACCAUACAAAGAGAACCCAACGCGAUCCGUAUGCCUGGCAAAAGAUGACAUGACCAGUGGCAAGAGGCUCUGCAAAACCUGCCAAAAUCGUUCUAAUACGCUGCAGCAGUGGACCAAUCAAACAUUUUCAUCCUCCUCCAGCAUGGAUGAAACUGUAGUUAGCCACACACUGGAGACCACUGACCAGCCAUGUCUGUGCGCAGAGGAUCAAAUCACAGAAGAAAGAAUCCUUCAGCCCUCCUCGCAGUCUCUGAGCUCCUGCGAGUUUCUGGAUGACUCCAACGAAACAUGUUUGAGUGAUAUUGAACCGGGGUCUUCCAAUGCCCAGCAAAGCGUCGCAGAAGCUCAGUUACAACCGGGACACCUGAAUGGGAAGAGAGACACUCUGCGUCUUUCACUCAAAGAGACAGUUUAUGAGAUGGGCGGUAAAGGUCGGAGCAGUCAGACUGAGGAAAUUGUUAUUUUACCCAACAGUAAGCCAGACCUCCCGGAUGUUUGGAUAAAGAGAGAUGGACAACGGGAUGAUGCGCUAUAAGCAGAAGACAUGCAUGAAUAGACUUAAUUGGUGUCUUUAUGCAAGUAUAAGGAAACUAACUCAUUCGGCCAACAAAAAACUAAAGCCAACCAUCCACUCAAGCAUGAUCACGCAUUGCAAAAGUUUGUGUCUGCGCAUGUAUCACCGGCCUUUUAGAUUUAUAAACAGUCCCCCCACAAUAUCAGCAGGAACAAUCAGAAGGAACAGUAAGACAUCAUCGACGUAGUACUCCAAAGACACAGAGUGUCAACUCGAAGGCCGAUUGAGGUAAAGCAACGUGCAAUAACACACAAUUGUAGUGACAACAUUGGCCAAUAGGGGGUGCUCUUGUCCAGCAAAAGCAACAAACGUAUUCACAUCCAGAUUUUUGAAGAUUACAGUACUGUAUUUAUAUUUCAGGUUUAAAUAUCUGUGUAGUCUGCUAAAGUUCAGACAAACCAGUCUCAACUACAAUCAAAAUUUAUUCAAAUCGGCAAGCAAGUGUGAUGGGGUAAAUUAGAGGUGGGCAAAAUACGGCCCGUGGGCCGGAUCCGGCCCAUUGGUCUUUUUAAUCCGGCCCGCCAAAGGUUGGUACACAAUUAAGGUUCGAUGUGAAUGAUUGAAUUCAUUUCAUGUGGACUUGUAAUCAAACUAAUGCAUUUAGACUCUAAAUGCAUUCGUUUGAGUUGGCUGGACCACAAUGUUUGUCUCUUGUGGCCUUUGAGGAAGCCAUCAGUUCAAUGUCAAUUGUCAAGAGUUGCUGGCAAAGUGUCCUUGUGCUAUUAAGUGAACGUUUAAGUUUGUGUGGGUUUCAGUAUAUCAUAAGACUCCAUGAAGUGUAUUUGAAUUAUGAUAAUGAAAGAAGAGCCAUUGCUGACUUUGUUGCAGCGUUGUUGAAAAAGAAAAAAAAAGAGGAUGAGGGGGCAAUUUUCUUUGGAACAGAAAUGUUUGAUCUUUGCCCAAACUCCAAGAGUAUCAUUUCGUGUUUCAUUUCAAAACAGAAAUGAACAAAACGUGCCAAACCUCAUGAAUUGUAUAUGCAAAAAUAGCUGUUUAUGUGCGCAAGGUACAUGAAAGUGUUUGUAUUGUGAUGUCAUAGUUGUGUCUGAGAAUGUGACGACUAUGACUUGUUUUGCCAACGGUCUUUAUUUCAACUGCUGUAACAGGUAUUCGCAUUCAGUCAACUGCUACUUUGCGACACUGCUGUAACAUUGUGUAGCAGUAUCAUAUACGACCAUAUACAGUACUACAAUAGUGAGUGUAAAAGUGUCUUGAGGUUCAGAAACUUGUCUCGGAAACCUAGAUUGCAUUGUCAACCGGGAUGUCCCGAUCAUGUUUUUUUCACACGGGUCCGAGUCUUUCGUUUUAACUAUCUGCCGAGACCAAGUCCGUCUACUUAAUUUGGCAACGCAUAAAGAAAAAAAGAACAUGAAUCAGAUUUUCUAAAAUUAAUAGUGAAAUAUACAUACAGAUAUGUAUACAUAUCACUUUGUUGUAUGUUUUUUUAUAAAAAUUUAUAUUAUAUGGUACUUUCCACCAAAUCAGUGCCAAUUGCUUUGUGUAUCAUUCCCCAAAUCAACUCAAACUUGCUCUGUUAGCGUCACUAACUACCCCGCUUCUGAUUAAAACAUAAAAAGUCAGAAACAUGACAUUGUGCAAUGUAAAACCAAACUUUGUUGUGUUGGCACGUUUGGAUUAUUUUGUAGCGUUUUGAUCUUGAACGUUUAAAUAAUAAUAAAAUAAAUGAAUAAACGAU
Hippocampus zosterae (dwarf seahorse) is the source of this 6163-nucleotide messenger RNA. It is a transcript of the gene disp2, whose product is annotated as dispatched homolog 2 (Drosophila). The record is from RefSeq and is a predicted model, not a curated record. Bases 49 to 4428 code for a protein of 1459 amino acids. Lineage: Eukaryota; Metazoa; Chordata; Actinopteri; Syngnathiformes; Syngnathidae. The transcript has 10 exons.